AUGGUAGAUAUUGGUGCAAAGCUCAGAACUUCUUUGGUGGAAGAAUACGCCAAUGAAAGGAAGCCGACCGACUGUGAAAUCUAUCGCAAAAUUCGACAAUACGAGGGCGACUGCGAUGAAACCUUCAGGGAGCGAUGGUUUAUACGUCUAUCGCGCAGCAACCAGGAGCGUUUGGAUCAGUUGGGCAAUAAGAAAAACCGCCGCGUUCGAGGUGCCUUUGACAGGCUGCUAACGAUUCCUGGACUUUGGCCGGGCGGGAUGAGGAUCAGUGUAGUUCACAGACUGAUAGCCUGUGGAUGGACUAACUCGAUGCGGGAUACAGAAAUUGAAAACACAUGA
Messenger RNA from Penicillium hordei, 339 nucleotides. RefSeq lists its product as uncharacterized. Lineage: Eukaryota; Fungi; Ascomycota; Eurotiomycetes; Eurotiales; Aspergillaceae. The record is from RefSeq and is a predicted model, not a curated record. The transcript has a single exon. The coding region runs from base 1 to 339 and encodes 112 amino acids.